Messenger RNA from Hansenula ciferrii, 465 nucleotides. RefSeq lists its product as uncharacterized. Lineage: Eukaryota; Fungi; Ascomycota; Saccharomycetes; Phaffomycetales; Wickerhamomycetaceae. The record is from RefSeq and is a predicted model, not a curated record. The transcript has a single exon. The coding region runs from base 1 to 465 and encodes 154 amino acids.
AUGCAAUUCAAAUCAUUAGCACUUUACGCUUUAGCUUCAUUACAAUUAACUUCAGCUGCUUCAAUUUAUGGACGUGCUGAUAAAGAUCCAUCAGUUUCAGUUACAAAAGUAGAUGGUCAAGAAAGAUUUAAAUAUGAAGUUGUUUUCGAUAUACAUAAUAAAGGUGUAUUAUCAUUAGAUAUUGGAUUAAUUGAUCAUGGUUCAGAAAAUACAGAUCUUGAUAAAAGUUCAGGUGUUCAUUAUAGUGAAAAUUUAUAUGUAGCUGGUAGAACAGAAUUUUAUCAAUCUCAUGUUAAAGGUACUUGGAAUUAUAAUGGAGAUGGUCAACCUGCAACUUUAACUAUUUAUGGUGGUGGUGUUGGUAAUGGUCCACUUGGUGAAGGUUUAAAAUUCAAUCUUAAUGGUUCUUUUGAUCCAGAUGGUGGUGAUGAUAUUGAAUAUAAAGAUAUUGCUUCUGAAUUAUAA